GCCGCUCGUAAACACAAGAAGGAGCUGACGUGUUGUUGAGAGGCACCGAGACGUGGCUUUUCUACGGGCUUUAAAUAUCAAAUCCAUGGGAAUAUAGUCAUUUCUGAUAACCGGGUGAAGAGCAAGAGGCACGAUGGAAGCUUCUUACAACUCGCGGUGCCCAGCUGUGAAGCGAUUGUUUCGUGAAGCAAAAGAACUGCACGAGGCAACAGAAGAAUAUUAUGCUCAGCCUCUUGAGGACAACCUUUUUGAGUGGCACUUCACUGUUCGUGGACCUCCAGACACAGAGUUUGAUGGAGGGAUAUACCAUGGUCGUAUUAUCAUGCCAGCAGAUUAUCCCAUGAAGCCACCAAAUAUUAUAUUCCUAACGCCAAAUGGAAGAUUUGAAACAAAUAAGAAGAUAUGUCUGAGUAUCUCAGGACAUCAUCCAGAGACAUGGCAGCCCUCAUGGAGCAUUAGGACGGCACUUUUGGCUAUUAUAGGCUUCAUGCCCACUCCUGCCAAUGGCACCAUUGGUUCACUGGACUAUACAGCUAAAGAACGUGCAAAGCUUGCUAAAAAAUCACAGGAAUAUGAGUGUCCAGAUUGUGGUUGCAUCAAUUCUCUGCUGAAGGAGAGGACAGGAGACAAUAAAGAUUUACAACAAGAAGCUCGAGAAGUCAUGAGCCAGUGUGCAGUUACAAUCAAGGCUGAUACAAAAAAUGGUAAUGAUCAAGCCUCAGGAACUGCUGAUUCCUCGAACACCACAAAUAAAACAGAGGAAGCAGAUGCAGAACGUAGUUCCUCAGCAGAUGGAGAAGACGCGACAAUUGCUGCUGAAACCCAAGGGAGUACCAACCAAGAAUCAAAGGCAUCAGCACCACAAGCUACCAGUCAGACAACUCUUCCCGGCAAUCACUCGGUAAACAGGAAUCAGGGUGCCACAGCUGUUGAUCCAGCACCAGAAAUGCUUAUGGAAGGUGUUGCACCCCAUAAUGCUCAGACAAAUCCUGUGUCCUCUGCUCCAGUUUCCAGCCCAGGUUUUAUCUAUAAUAUGGUCUUGUCAGCUGCGAUAGUCUUAUUCAUUGGUCUUGUAAUGCGUAGAAUAUUCCUUUUGGAAGGAGAUACAUCAGAGGAGCUGGAUGAUUUGCUACUUUGAACUGUAUCACUUAACAUUCUUUUCAUUUGUGAUAGUAAGUUUCACCACUAUUUUUCAAUGGUCUUAAAUGAAGUCGUCUCUGUUAUUCUGUAUAUAAUAUUUAAGUCAUACCAAAUGGUUAUAAUAGAAACUUCCAGUACUUUGCAUAUAAACAUCAACCUGUAAAUGGUUCUGUGACCUGGUCUCUCCUUGAAUAUGUAGAUUGCCAAUCAGUACAGUCAAAAGGCCUCUGCUUUUUAAGUUUUAAUGUAUUUUGAAUAAUGCUUUCCAUCGUUUCCCCAUUUGGCCACUUGCAAAGGAAAGUUGCUGGCAGUUAAAUUCCUUGUGUAAAGAAGGUACAUAGGUUGUGAGUGAAAAUGUUAAUUCCUCAUAGAGGAAGCUUAGUAUUGGUUAUAAUUACAUAACAACAAAGAAGCCAUAUACUGCUUUUGUGGAAUGUUUGUGAUAAAUUUGAGUUUUCAUACCUCAUCCAUAGAGGUAGAAAUCUCUGAUUUAAUAGAGAGGUGUCUGUAAAGGGUUUCAGCUCUUUUUGCUGUUCUCAUGAAAUAAACUGUUUAAGUCAUAAUGCUUUAUAAUGCUCAAUAUAUUAGUUAACCCUUCAUUGAAUAAAUUCAGUAAACCUGUAGUAGUCUGCCAGUUUACUAAUAUAAUAAGUAUAUACUGAGGAGGUGUAUUUUCCUUCUAAGAUAUGUUUGUUAAUCAAUUCUUUAUAUUGUGAAUGAACUGGGUUGUUUGAUGUCAGUAAGUAUAACAUCUAUAUGAUACAGAGGAAAAUCUUUUCAAGUUAUGUCUUUCUAUCUCUCUUUGUGUCAAAAAUUAUAGCUUAGGUAAUAAGCAAAUAUAUUUUUGAAUAGUGUAUGAAUGUAAGCAGGAUAUAACUUGUCAUCUCGGGUAAAAAUUGCAUGUUUCCAGAACCAUGAACAAAUCCUAUCGGAAAGACUGAUUAUUCAAAUACUACGCUAGGAGUGACAGAAGAAAAUGCAGUAAUGGGAACUUAAUAAUUGCUGAGUAGCAUUCUUACUAUUUUACUCUAAUUUUCUAAUUAUGAAAAUAAGUCAUUGCCAUCGAAAUACAUAAAAUGUAGUGUUCUGUUAUGAAAAUGAAGAUUUAAAAGAUCCUUAUUAGAUUGCAGUUAUCCCUUUUUUUUUCUUUUUUUUAUUGUUUGUUUAUUUGUAAUUGUAGAAUAUUUAAGAUUCUUAAACAUCCAUAUGGUUCUUUAUUUCACAAGGAAAGAAACAAGUAUUUUUUAUUUUAGACUUAGCUUAAGGAAAAUUGUGCUGAUACAAAUAGUAGUUAUGAAUAUUACUUUUUAAUCAAAGCUACUGUUGACACACACACACACACACACACACACACACACACACACACACACACACACACACACACACACACACACACACACACACACACACACACACACACACACAUACAUAUACAUAC
Messenger RNA from Penaeus chinensis, 2578 nucleotides. Its product is annotated as ubiquitin-conjugating enzyme E2 J1-like. The transcript is spliced from 5 exons. NCBI's taxonomy places the organism in Eukaryota, Metazoa, Arthropoda, Malacostraca, Decapoda, Penaeidae. The coding region runs from base 134 to 1138 and encodes 334 amino acids. The record is from RefSeq and is a predicted model, not a curated record.